This is a messenger RNA of Saccostrea echinata, 1074 nucleotides long. RefSeq lists its product as uncharacterized. The record is from RefSeq and is a predicted model, not a curated record. The transcript is spliced from 3 exons. NCBI's taxonomy places the organism in Eukaryota, Metazoa, Mollusca, Bivalvia, Ostreida, Ostreidae. Bases 81 to 944 code for a protein of 287 amino acids.
AAUAAUAUUCUGUCAGCAGAAAAGCAGACAACUUCAGAAAAAACAACAAAUGGAAUGAAUAGGAGGACAAAUCAUCAAAGAUGGAGUUGACGUUCUUUGUGGUGGAGAUUCUGCAGUCCUUGGUGUUGUUCGGGACACUCUCAGCAGGGUUCCUGGUGUUGUUAUUUCUGAUGCUAGACAAUUGUAAACACACGGUGAUAACCGUAGUCAUAGUCACAACUGGUCUGGUACAUGAAUUGUACUGCGCCUCUGUCCUAGGAUAUUUUAAGCGUUUAAUGCAGAUUGAAAGUCUUCGACCUAAGGACGAUGGAUGUCGGGACUUUUAUGUACCAACGUUAAUUGCCAAUGCAAUAUUUUUUACCAUCAUUACAAAAUAUGUCAUCUCAACUGGAACUUUAAUACCUUAUAAAAAACUCAUCAAAAGGGUUGUGAUUUUACAUUCACUAUUAUCUGUUUCUCUUCUUAUAUGGCAAAAUCCUGCAAAAUCUCGGGAACAGAUAGCAUCCAUGAAUUUGACAACUGAUGUACAAGUUUAUUUUACCGUAUGUAGGAAUGACGUGGUUAGAAAUUGUUUAUACACUGUGAUGGAGUAUGUUGUGUUUUAUCUCCCACUUGCAUCAUUGUACUUCUGGAUUGCUACAAUAAACUCUACCAAUGACACAGGAAUCUCAUUUUGGAACAUUAACAUUCUAAAAUCCUGUGCCAAUUCCAACACAUUCUGUAGUCGCUGUCAUAAAAUGAACUACGCUGUACAGAUAGUCCUGUUCUAUAUGGGUGUCGGGAUCAUGGUGGCACGCCCUGUCCAGCUGAUGUACGGAUUUAUUCAUAAUGAGGCUGUGAUUGACGUGAUACCAAGCCUCACGAACACGGUUGUCUACUCAUUCCUGUCGCUGGAAUAUCUUACAGACUUUUCACACAUUAAACAUAAGAAUGGUUCAAACUGAUGUAUUUUCUGUAGACAUAUAACGAAAAUAUUUUAUCUGCUGUAUCUGAGUAAUUCCUUUGUUCAUGUCUUUUUUAUAUUUUGUUUUAUAUACACACAUGUCUAUUGAAAGACUCUAAUAUAUGUAAAAA